Molecule: messenger RNA, 213 nt
Organism: Pyricularia pennisetigena
Lineage: Eukaryota; Fungi; Ascomycota; Sordariomycetes; Magnaporthales; Pyriculariaceae
Exons: 2
Coding region: 1-213 (70 amino acids)
Source: RefSeq, a predicted model, not a curated record
AUGGCAGCAUUGGAGAGAAAUCCGGCAUCACGGUUCAACAAAGAGUGGGACGGCAAAACGGUAACUGAUGGCACGAUGCACAAAUAUAAGAACACGAACAUGAUAGAGCAACGGCUGGCCCAAAACAACGACAGAAGAGAAAACCUCCACCAAGCGCUGCGUCUAUUGUGUUUCUCUGUUCCAGGGGCAGCUUGGUUUGUGCUGCCAGAGUAA